AUGGCACCCAAGAAGAAGAAGACGAAGAACAAUAAGAAUAAUAACAAUCGUUCUCCCGCCGGUUCCGCGCCACCCCCUGAACUCGAGAAUAAAGACUCUGCCCUGGACCCGGCAGCAGCCGCUGUUGAAGAUGGCUUUCAAGACAACAAGGAGCCCGAAACCGCCGAACCGGAGAAGGACCCUGCCUCUGAAGAUCCCUCCGCUGAGCCAAGUGGAGAUGAUAGCGCAGCCGCUGAGCCCACAGAUUCAGUAGAGGCCGCACCAGCCGAGUCUCAACCCGACGAACCUGCCUCAGAAUCUAAAGAAGAGGGCAAGGAUGAGCCAGCACCGGAUGCAGGAAAUCCCGACGAGGCUUCUAAGGAGGCUGCCGUAGAAGAUGCGACACCCGCAGAGGAUGCUAAACCUGCUGAUGGUGCAGCACCCGAAGGCGAUACAAAAACUGAAGAGGAAGCAAAGCCUGAAGAAGACCCAAAGUCUGAAGAAGACCCAAAGUCUGAAGAAGACCCAAAGUCUGAAGAAGACCCAAAGUCUGAAGAAGACCCAAAGUCUGAAGAAGACCCAAAGUCUGAAGGCGACUCAAAACCCGGAGACGAUGCAGCGCCUGGCGAUAGUGCGAAGUCUGAAGAGAACGCAAAAUCCGAAGGAGAUGCAAAACUCGAAGGUGGAGAAGAUGCUCCAGCAGGCGACGACACGAAAAAAGCAGGCGAUAACGGCAACGAUGACGAAGCUUUCCCAGAUCUUGAUCUUGAUGUAGAUCCUGAGACAGUAGCAGCCGAGAAAGAGGCUGAUGCUAAAGCGGCCGCCGAAGACGCUCUAGAGAAUGGGGAAGAUGCACCAAAGGCCGAUGAAACACCUGCAGAGGCUGCCGAAACUCCAGCAGAGUCAAACCCAGAGGCUAAAACGGAAGAUCAACCAUCAGCCGAUGCAACCCCACCCACAACACCCGAGCCACCCACAGAGGAGCCACCUGCAGAGGAAAAGGCAACGGGUAAGAGUAAGAAAAAGAAGGGCAAGAAGGGGAAGGCCGCUAAGGCAGCUGAUCCAGAGCCAACGCCCGAACCCGAACCAGCGGCCGACCCAGCGCCAGCGCCAGAGCCAGAGCCGGAGCCGGAGCCAGUGGCAGAUCCAGAGCCAGCGCCCGAACCAGCCGCCGAAAAAGCGCCGGGGCCUGAAGCUGAACCCGACAAGCCCGCAGAUAAUUCUCCUGAUGCCCCAGCUCCAGAAGAGCCAGCAGCAGCCGAGCCACCCACAGAGGAGCCAGACGCCGAGCCCGAAAAGCCUGCAGAUAAUCCCCCUGAUGUCCCAGCCCCAGCAGAGCCAACGGCAGACGAGCCAUCCGUAGAUGAGCCAAAGCUAGAGGAGAAAUCAGCGGGUAAGGGCAAGAAAAAGAAGGGCAAGAAGGGCAAGGGUGCUAAGGCAGCUGAUCCAGAGCCAACGCCGGAACCCGAACCAGCCGCCGAGCCAGAGCCAGCGGCAGAGCCAGCGCCAACGCCAGAACCAGCCGCCGAAAAAGCGCCGGAGCCUGAAGCUGAGCCCGAAAAGCCCGUAGAUAAUCCUCCUGAUGCCCCAGCUCCAGAAGAGCCAGCAGCAGCCGAGCCACCCAUAGAGGAGCCACCCUCGGAGGAGCCACCUGCAGAGGAAAAGGCAGCGGAGCCAACGCCGGAACCCGAACCAGCUGUCGAACCAGCUGUCGAACCAGCGGCAGAGCCAACGCCUGAACCAGAAUCAGCCGCCGAGCAAGAGCUAGCGGUAGAGCCAACGCCGGAGGCUGAACCAUCACCUGAAACAACGGAGGCACCAGCAGCAGAAGAGGAAAAGGCUCCGGAAGAACCUGUCAAGGAACCACCAGUUGAGGGAACACCUGCUGCCGAACCUGAAGCUGCUGCGGAGGGCAAGGUGGAAGCUGUAGAGCCCGAAACAGUCGAGGAAACUCCCAAAGAGGCACCAGUCGAAGAAAGCACUCCUGCCGAUCCUACUCCCGAACCCGCUGCUGAACUCGAAACUGCUGCUGAACCUACCCCCGAGCCUGUUGUUGAAGCUCCUGUUGAGCCCGCUCCCGAGCCCACUCCCGAGCCUGCUGCUGAGCCUGAAGCUCCUGCCGAACCUGAAUCCGAGCCUGUUGUUGAAGCUCCUGUUGAGCCCACUCCCGAGCCUGUCGAGCCUGAACCUGCUGCUGAGCCUGAACCUGCUGCUGAGCCUGAACCCGCUGCUGAGCCUGAACCUGCUGCUGAGCCCACUCCCGAGCCUGCUGAGCCUGAGCCUGCUGCUGAGCCUGAGCCUGCUGCUGAACCUGAGCCUGAGCCUGUUCUUGAAGCCCCUGCUGAGCCCACUGAGCCUGCUGCUGAAACUCCCGCUGAGCCUGAACCUGCAGCUGCUGAAGAGCCUGCCGCUGAAGUGAAAGAAGUGACCGAAGAUGUCCCCGCUGCUGUAGAGGAGACUCCUGUCCCAGAACCAGCAGUUGAGGAGGCACCUGCUCCCGCCCCAGUGGAAGAGACACCAGUGGAAGAAGCGCCCACUACCGAGACACCUACAGAACCCGUAGCAGAACCGGAAGUCGUACCCGAUGAGGUACCAAAGGAGAUUCCAGAGGAAGCACCUGCUGAUGAGCCAACCCCCGAAGAGCCAGCUCCUGUCGAAGCUGCCCCAGCUGAGAUCCCAGCACCUGAGGAACCCCCGGCUGAAACAGUUGUUCCGGACGAGGCCCCAGCUGAGACACCAGAGGCCGCAGCUGCAGUCCCAGCCGAGACUCCAACGCCGGAAGAGGCAAUGCUCGAGACACCGCUAGAGGAGCCAAUCCCUGAGCCAGAGGCUGCCAGAGACCUCCCCGCUGAAGACCCACCAGCAGAACCAGAAGCUACCCGGGAGCCAGUCACUGUUCCCGAUAGCGACGAAGUGGCGCCCGACGAGCUCGUACCACCCCCAGGAGACUCCCAGCCUGAGGUGGAGAUGAUCGAUGCCGAGCCUCUCGACGAAAGCGCAGAAGCCGCAGCAGCCCGCCACAGCCGACGCCGCAGAAAGCGCAGUUCACCGAUCGAGGGAGAGCGUCGGCAUUCUAAGACAUCAUCCGACGGCCACCGGGAUCAACUCCAGCGCCAGAAGAGCGAACGAGGCAUCUUCACCAACCGCUGGGCCAAAGCGCUGGAAGAAGCACGACGCCAACAUGAUGAGAAAUCCCAGUUGCAACGAAAGCAGCGCGCUCUUGCCGAGGAACGAGAGCGCAGCGGCAUCCCCGCCCCUGACAAACUGAAACGCUCGAAGAGCUCGUCCAAGGAGAAGGCGAAGGAGCAGGAGAGAGCAAUGGAACCAGAAAUGGAGGCCGAAGUCAUCGAGCACAGAUCCAAACGCCGCACCUCCGAUACUCCCUCGAGCCCUCUCGAACGAGCCCGCUCAACCAGGACUUCUUCACCGAAGCAGGUAUCAACAUCGCUACCGACGCCCAAGCCCCGUGCCUUCCUGCGAUACAUGACAGAAGGCAAGUCGGAUACCAAUGGGCCUUUGCUGCGCCUAAAUGCCACCAAGGCUGCACCGCCGAUUGAAAAUCCGCGCCGAUCAUCGCCAAGUCAUAGCAGUGGCAGCCGUCACGAUCGGGCGGAGUAUGAGGAGGGUCAGUCUGCUGGUCGGUCUAGUGGAUCACGGUCACGACGCGAAGAGGAGCAUCCUCGCAGUGAGCGUGUUGAGCGCACUGAGAGCAGGAGAGUGCGACACUCGACUGAACACGGUCGAGAGCACGGCCGAGAGCACGGUCGAUCUAGGGAAGAGAGGAAAGAAAGAGAGAAGGAGAAAGAGCGAGAGAGGGAGAGAGAUCGAGAGAAGCAUGAGCGUGCGCAUGAGCACGCACGUGAACGGGAAAUUGAAGGUGAUACGGAGAGGGAGCGGGAGAAGAGGCCUGAGGGCGCCUCCCGGCGUUCCAGGGAGUCAAGAGAGGAACGCUCUCAUCGUCGCCACAGGCGCGAGGAAUCACCUCCUCGAGAGGAGUCGAGGCUCAAGACUAUCUGGAGAACGAUUGCUGCCCAUUGA
Penicillium roqueforti is the source of this 4017-nucleotide messenger RNA. Its product is annotated as PE repeat family protein. NCBI's taxonomy places the organism in Eukaryota, Fungi, Ascomycota, Eurotiomycetes, Eurotiales, Aspergillaceae. The coding region runs from base 1 to 4017 and encodes 1338 amino acids. The transcript has 5 exons. The record is from RefSeq and is a predicted model, not a curated record.